Messenger RNA from Xyrauchen texanus (razorback sucker), 1032 nucleotides. RefSeq names its product lysosome membrane protein 2-like. NCBI's taxonomy places the organism in Eukaryota, Metazoa, Chordata, Actinopteri, Cypriniformes, Catostomidae. Gene Ontology annotation, biological process: protein targeting to lysosome; receptor-mediated endocytosis. Bases 156 to 998 code for a protein of 280 amino acids. The transcript is spliced from 7 exons. Gene Ontology annotation, cellular component: cytoplasm; lysosome; membrane. Gene Ontology annotation, molecular function: scavenger receptor activity. The record is from RefSeq and is a predicted model, not a curated record.
CUGAAGUUCAGCCUGACGUGUCGCCCCCCCCACACUGCAGUCAUUCAUUGAAAUACUGAGCAGUGACUGGAUCAUCUGAAACUCUUUUCAAAGCUCCUGUAGCAAAUUACUAAAACCUCAGGUUUCUGCUGCUGUUAUAUUUGGGCUCCUGCACCAUGAGGAAGGGCUCGUGCUGUAUGUAUGCCACUGGAAUCAUCAGUGCCCACCUGCUGAUCGUAGGAAUCGCGCUCUUUGUGGGCGGUGUCUUCCAAACCAUGAUACACAACAAGCUGAAAGCGGAGAUCAAGCUGACAGAAGGAAGUAAAGUCUUCGCCUCAUGGAAGAAUCCUCCCCCUCCAAUCUUCCUGGAGUUCUUCUUCUUCAACGUCACAAACCCUGAAGAGUUUCUGAAAGGAGAAGCCAAACCUCGUGUUACUGAAAUGGGACCGUACACCUACAGACAAUACAGGCCGAAACGCAACGUGACGUUUGUGGACAAUGGGAUGAAGGUCGCAGCUUACACACAGAAGAGUUUUGUCUUUGUCCCGGAGAAAUCUGUGGGAGACCCCAGUGUAGAUCAGGUGACAACCGUGAACAUCCCAGCUGUGGUGGUGAUGAAUAAGAUUAAAGGUGCAGGAUUCUGGGCUUCCACUGCUUUCUCCAUGUUCAUGAACUCCAUCGGCUCCACCAUGUUCAUGACGCACACCGUCAACGAGCUGCUCUGGGGGUUUAAAGACCCUCUUCUCACUCGACUGCGAACCAUUAAACCCGAGGUGGAACAAUUCUUCGGUCUCAUGUAUAACAAAAAUGGCAGCGACGAUGGCGAGUUUGUCUAUCACACCGGAGAGCACAACUACAUGGACUUCGGCCGCAUUUACACCUGGCAGGGGAAAAAGGUGUUGACGUUCUGGGGAACCAAUCAGAGUAACAUGAUCAACGGAUCAGAUGGGAGCGGGUUCCACGCGUUCCUGAGCAAAGAAGAGCGACUGAAUGUGUUCGCGCCUGAUCUCUGCAGGUAAACACACACAUAACCGGCAGAGCUCCAUCAUUAAU